Messenger RNA from [Candida] anglica, 1716 nucleotides. The record is from the annotation of a GenBank genome assembly. NCBI's taxonomy places the organism in Eukaryota, Fungi, Ascomycota, Pichiomycetes, Serinales, Debaryomycetaceae.
AUGAAAAUCGGCUUCAAGACAUUUGGAUAUUGUGGGUAUAGUAUCUACAAUGACAUCAGAGCAAGACUACCAUACUACAUUUCAGAUUUCACAGAUGCUUACAAUUAUCGAGUAAUACCGUCUACUACAUUCACCUUCUUUACAAACCUUCUUCCAGCAAUUGCAUUUGCACAAGAUAUGUUCGAUAAGACAGAAAAUCUGUACGGAUUGAAUGAAGUUCUUUUAAGUUCAGCUAUUGGGGGUAUCGUUUUUGGUCUCUUUGCAGGCCAACCAUUAUGCAUAGUCGGGGUGACAGGUCCCAUAGCCAUCUUUAGUUAUACAGUAUACGAACUCAUUACUCCAAGGGGUACUCCCUUUUUCCCAUUCAUGUGUUGGAUUUACCUCUGGUCUAUGGUAAUGCAUUUCAUUAUUGCAAUCGGUAAUAUGAUCUCCUUUCUUAAGAUUAUAUCACUGUUUUCAUGUGAAGUGUUUGGAUUUUUCAUUUGUAUUGUGUAUAUCCAGAAGGGCAUCCAAAUAUUGACUGCUCAAUUCACCCCUGAACAUCCCGACAGUGGCUAUUUAUCUGUUCUUUUAGCAAUAUUAAUGGCGGUUUGUGGUAUUGGAAGUAGCAUUUUUGGUGGCCAAUUACAUUAUUUUAAACCUUGGGUACGGAAAGUAUUUGUAGAUUAUGGUGCACCACUUUCAGUCAUUUUUUUCACAGGGUUUGUACAUUUUGGUGGUUAUAUGGAUACUACAGAAUUGGCUAAAUUACCAAUUACAAAAUCUUUCCAUCCUACUCAACCUGCUAAUUCUAUUGAAAGACCUCAUGGUUGGUUCAUACAUUUCUGGCCCGGUGAUAACAUUUCAGUGGGUGAUGUGUUUCUUGCACUUCCAUUUGCAAUUUUAUUGACAUUUUUAUUUUAUUUUGAUCACAAUGUAUCCUCAUUGAUGUGUUUGCUGAAAGAAUUCCCACUUAAGAAGCCAGCAGCAUUUCACUGGGACUUUGCAUUACUUGGUAUUACUACUGGUGUGGCCGGAUUAAUUGGUCUCCCCGCCCCAAAUGGUCUCAUUCCUCAAGCUCCAUUACAUACAGCAUCUUUGGUUGUACAUGAUUUAAAAACAGGGGAAGCCAUAUCUGUUGUAGAACAAAGAGUUACUAAUACUUUACAAGGACUCCUUACGAUAGUAAUGAUGACAAGGCCAUUCUUGGUUGUUUUGGGACUUAUUCCACAGGCAGUGUUAGCUGGUUUGUUUUUUAUAAUGGGAAUUACAGGAUUACACGGGAAUCCUAUUACAAAUAAUAUACGAUAUUUGUUUUUGGAUAAAGAUUAUAUUAAAUAUGAUCCUAAUUGUCCUGAAAUGUUUCGAAAAAUUGAUAGUCUUCCUAGAAAAAAAUGGUUCUAUGUUUACCUUAUCCUUCAACUUAUAGCUGCUGGACUUGAAUUUGGAAUUACAAACACCAAGGGUGCAGUAGGUUUCCCCGGUGUACUCAUGUUUUUCGCCAUUUGCGCUGAAUGGAUUUGGCCAUUAAUUAUCCCACGGGAGGACUUAGAUUUGUUAGAUUCUGAAGUGGCAGAUGCAUCGAUCAUUAGAAACUUGGAGGUUUCUAAUGCUGUUCGAGAUAGAAAGGAAAGUUUGGAGAAGCGAUCUGAUAUAGAAACCAGUUUGGAGGACCUUGCGUCAGAAAAUGACACUUCAGAUAUUGGGGUUAGAGUUUCGCAUGGAAAUAACCAUUGA